Molecule: messenger RNA, 504 nt
Organism: Triticum turgidum subsp. durum (durum wheat)
Lineage: Eukaryota; Viridiplantae; Streptophyta; Magnoliopsida; Poales; Poaceae
Source: the annotation of a GenBank genome assembly
AUGGCGUGGCGGGCGAGCCUAUCCCGGAACGUGAAGGAGAUCCGCUUCCUCUUCUGCCAGUCUUCCCCUGCCAGCGGCCCCGCCCGGGAGUUCGUGAAGAAGAACUACGGUGACAUCAAGACCCGCAACCCCACCCUCCCCGUCCUCAUCCGCGAGUGCUCCGGCGUCCAGCCUCAGCUCUGGGCGCGCUACGGUAAGCAGCCCUCGAUCCCAUCUUUCCCGGGAACCCGAGAUCUUGCUCUUGCCAUGGUUCCCGGGAGGGUCUGUUCCGGUCUAUUGAUCUUCGGAACCCUCGCAUCUUGCAAGUGUGAAAUGUUUCUGUUGGAACUACCGGAUCUUGUUAUCUUGGGGGACAUGGCAAGUGGGGACUUGGGACCUGUCCAGAUAUCCAUGUCAGUCUAUGAUUGCCAAAAAUCUGGAAUGCUUGAUAACUUUGGAAAUUUGACCAAGUUUGAGCUUGUCAGACAAGAUGAUAGAACCAAAACUGCAGAUAAACGUGGAUAA